UCCACCAUGGCUGAGCAGCUGUCUCAGAGUGAGCUGGACUAUCCUUUUAAACUGUUAGAAUACAUUAAUGGCUUCAAAAUUUCCAAGGUCAUUUUCACAGCCAGUCAGCUUGGUGUUUUUGACUUAAUGCUACAGUGCCAGAAAGCUCUGAGUGCUGAGUGUAUUGCAAAGGAGCUGCACACAAGUCAGAAUGGCUUGGAGAGACUACUGGAUGCCUUGGUUGGGAUAGAUAUUCUUGAUGUGGAAAUUAUCAAUGGAAAAGCACUUUACAGCAGCACUGAUGUUUCCGAUCUUUAUUUGGCUAAAGCAAGCCCAAAAUCUCUGAGUAAUAUGAUUCUGUACCAGUCUCAGGAUAUAUACCCACUGUGGAACUUCCUGCCUGAUGCUGUGCGGCAGGGAAGAAGUCAGAAUGAAAAAGCAUUUGGGACGUCUUCCAAGGACACGUGUGAAACCCCUUUUAGGUGUGAAGAAGAAUUGCUGAAAUUUAUGGGAAUGAUGCACUCAACUUGGGUAUUUGCAGCCCAUGAUGUUGUGACAGCAAUUGAUCUUUCACCUUUUAAAACAGUAGUUGACCUAGGAGGCUGCACUGGUACCUUGGCACGUGAAGUGUGUCUUGUCUACCCAUACUGUAGCAUUACUGUAUUUGAUAUACCUGAAGUGGUAAAAAUGGCCAAGAAGCACUUUUGUGGAAUAGAUGACUGUAUUACAUUUAAAGAAGGUGAUUUCUUCAAUGGAGAGCUUCCAGAAGCCAAUCUGUAUAUCCUAGCUGGCAUUAUUCAUGGCUGGGAAGAGGAGAAGUGCUUGCAGCUGCUGCACAAGAUUUAUGCACAGAGCAAGCCAGGUGGUGGGGUCCUGAUAGUGGAGGCCAUGCUCAAUGAAAACAGAAGAGGUCCCAUCUUCUCUCAGCUCCUUUCCCUCAACAUGCUGCUUCAAAUGGAAGGAAAGGAACGGUCACCAUCAGAAUUUUUCAAGUUACUUACUACUGCAGGAUUCAAAGACAUUCAGGUUCAGCGGACUGGAAAAUGUUAUGACGUUGUUCUUGGAAUUAAAUGAUUGUCUAUAAUGGAAUUAAGGGUAAUUUAUAAUUCUUCAUUUUUCUUCUUAUGUAACUGUACACUUUAAACAUGAAUCACACUUAAGUAUUGUAGUGAUAUUUAAUUUUAUUUAUUUUAUUGUAGCACAAGCAUAUUACUGAAGGUUAACCUGAGUUUUUAAUUAAAAAAUCAAUACUUUUAAAAGAAA
Messenger RNA from Erpetoichthys calabaricus (reedfish), 1242 nucleotides. RefSeq names its product acetylserotonin O-methyltransferase 2 (gene asmt2). Gene Ontology annotation, molecular function: acetylserotonin O-methyltransferase activity. The record is from RefSeq and is a predicted model, not a curated record. Lineage: Eukaryota; Metazoa; Chordata; Cladistia; Polypteriformes; Polypteridae. The transcript is spliced from 8 exons. Gene Ontology annotation, biological process: methylation; melatonin biosynthetic process. Bases 7 to 1053 code for a protein of 348 amino acids.